Suncus etruscus (white-toothed pygmy shrew) is the source of this 1380-nucleotide messenger RNA. It is a transcript of the gene CFAP410, whose product is annotated as cilia and flagella associated protein 410. Gene Ontology annotation, molecular function: protein binding. Bases 157 to 933 code for a protein of 258 amino acids. The record is from RefSeq and is a predicted model, not a curated record. Gene Ontology annotation, biological process: cytoskeleton organization. NCBI's taxonomy places the organism in Eukaryota, Metazoa, Chordata, Mammalia, Eulipotyphla, Soricidae. The transcript has 5 exons.
GGGUCGGGUCGGGUCGGGUCGGGUCGUUCCCGCCUCUGGGCCAUGAAGCUGACGCGGAAGAUGGUGCUGUCGCGGGCCAAGGCCUCGGAGCUCCACAGCGUGCGCAAGCUCAACUGACUCGCCCACCCCUCCACCUAGAUCUCCAUCUGCCGGGAGAUGCCGAGCCUGGAAGUGAUCACGCUCAGCGUCAACAGUGUGUCCACGCUGGAGCCCGUGAGCCGCUGUGGGCAGCUGAGCGAGCUGUACGUGCGCCGGAACCGCAUCUUCAGCCUGGCCGAGCUGGCCCACCUGCAGGGCCUGCCGUGCCUGCGGGUGCUCUGGCUGGCCGAGAACCCCUGCUGUGGCCCCGACCCGAGACGCUACCGCAUGACCGUGCUGCGGGCCCUGCCACGCCUGCAGAGGCUAGACAACCAGGCCGUGACCGAGGAGGAACUGUCCCGAGCACUGACGGAGGGAGAGGAGCUCACAGCCCUGACUGUGAAGGAUCCUGUACCCGAGCCCCAGAUGGACCCUCUGAGCGGCACUGAAACAGAGACAGGCACCGAGGGGCAGCUGUGCCUGAAGCCCCCUGCUGGGCCCCCCUUUUCCUCCUCUAGCACACUGGCCUCAAGCAGCUGCAAGAAUAAGGUGAGUGGAGCUGGCCCACUGCCCACCCGGGGGCAGGAUGGCUCUUCCAGAGCCAGGCCAAGGUAUCAGGAGGGGCUCACCCAGGUUUUGCUGCAUCCUGUGGGACCACCCACAAACUGCCCACUGCCCAUCUCCUGCCAACUUGUUUUGUUUUUCUUUUCUGGGCCACCUGCUAGUGCUCGGGCUACUCGUGGCCCUGUGCUCAAAAAUCGCUCCUGGUUGGCUCAGGAGGCCAUAUGGGAUGCUGGGAAUCUAACCUGGGUUUAUCCCUGGUUGGCAGCGUGCAAGGAAAACGACCUACUAUAGCUCCAGCCCCUCCCUACCAACUUCUGAGGACCUUUGGGCAGGCUUGGGGGGUGGGCCUGGGGAGACAUGGGUGGGGCCAAGGGCCCUGUGUGCUAAGGCUGCCUGGGAUGUACUCUGUGUGCAUGGGCAAACCUGCCUGCCAGUAACCACAGCAGCUAAAGGAGCCCCACUUGGGGCCCUGCUGGGCAGGGAGGGCAGAGUCAGCAUACGUACUUGGGGUCAGCACACAUGUACACACAUACAUUCACACGUGGGGUCAGCAUACACACAUGUGCAUGCCUGUCCCCAGGCCAGCCAUGCUCAGAGCCUCCUUGUUUGCAGAACCGUGUUCUGAGUGCGGCGCUGCUACUGCUUCAGGAGUUGGACACGGAGGCCUUAGAGACACUACACCAGGCUGUGCUGAGCCGGCUGCAGACCCUGCAGGCACGUGAGAUGCAGGAAGACAUG